UGGGUACAACAACCACAAGCAACCUAGCCAAUGUUACAAUAACAUAACCUAAAAAAUCAAACGUGCAAGUUUGUAUAAAUAAAAUGGGUAAAACAAAAAAGGAUAAUGAAAACGAUGACAGUAUCAUCAAUAAGGAGGAAACAGAAGAUAUUCCAUACGAACAGAAAAUACAAAACGCGUGUGUUAUUGCAAAACCGAUGGCCUCCAAAAAGCUAACAAAAAAGUGCUACAAACUUCUUAAAAAAGCGUCCAAACAUAAAACGUACGUCCGGAACGGAUUAAAAGAUGUACAGAAGCGAAUACGUAAGGGCGAGACGGGAAUACUAUUUUUUGCCGCCGAUAUAUCGCCAAUCGACAUAAUGAUUCACCUCCCUGGCGUUUGUGAAGAUAAAAACAUUCCGUAUUGCUACACACCCAGUCGUGCAGAUUUGGGCGCAGCAUUGGGACUGAAACGAGGUGCGUUGCUUGCUUUGGUUCGUGAAAAGGAGGACUACAAGGAAAUAUUUGACGAAUUAAAGCAGGAAAUAAGAACGUUAGCUGUAGAGUUAUAAUAAAAAUGAUUUAUUUCAUAAUUUGCGCAAAUACAUUGGACAAGAAUUACACAAUAAUAAAACGUUUUUUUUGAUUA
This is a messenger RNA of Photinus pyralis (common eastern firefly), 628 nucleotides long. RefSeq names its product H/ACA ribonucleoprotein complex subunit 2-like protein. Gene Ontology annotation, biological process: snRNA pseudouridine synthesis; rRNA pseudouridine synthesis. The record is from RefSeq and is a predicted model, not a curated record. The transcript is spliced from 2 exons. Gene Ontology annotation, molecular function: box H/ACA snoRNA binding. Lineage: Eukaryota; Metazoa; Arthropoda; Insecta; Coleoptera; Lampyridae. Gene Ontology annotation, cellular component: box H/ACA snoRNP complex. Bases 84 to 551 code for a protein of 155 amino acids.